UGUUGCUCAGGCGCUGUUCUCUACCUGACAGCAAGCGGAAAGAAGCACACAGAACCGCGCUCCCAGCAGCUCACCAGCAGGUAUAAAGGGUCGUGCUGGAGGGAGCAUCGGGUGCCCGUGCUGAACACUGAGCGGUUGUUGCAUACUGCUAUACACAGCGGUAUGGAGCGCUCCUGAUUCCAGCAGGACGCCUGGAGGAGCGCAGCCAUUCUUUCCUCGUUACAUCUCGGAUCUGUUUGGACGUUCAGAGGCCGACCAUGUCUGUACGAGAGAAGAGGAUCCAGACUAAAGACAGUGUUAGCCUGCUGCCCUGCUUCUAUUUCGUAGAGCUGCCCAUCCUGGUCUCAUCUGUGGUGAGUCUGUACUUCCUGGAGUGGACGGAUGUGUUCAAGCCAGUGAAGUCUGGCUUCAACUGUCAUGACCGCAGCCUAAGCCUGCCCUACAUUGACCCUAACCACGAGGUCAUCCCCUUCCUGAUGUUGCUCAGCCUGGCCUUUGCUGGACCUGCCAUCACAAUAAUGAUUGGAGAGGCCAUCCUGUUUUGCUGUCUGUCUCGGAGAAAGCUCGGCGGUGGCGGUGAGGCUAACAUCAACGCAGCUGGCUGCAACUUCAAUUCCUUCAUACGCAGAGCCGUCCGAUUUGUUGGAGUUCAUGCGUUCGGUCUUUGUGCAACGGCCCUCAUCACAGACGUCCUCCAACUGAUGACUGGAUACCCAACACCAUAUUUCCUAACUGUGUGUAAACCCAAUUACACCACCCUAAAUGUCAGCUGUGAACAGAACCCAUACAUAAUGGAAGAUAUUUGCUCAGGGAGUGACCCUGCAGCAAUCAACCAGGGCAGGAAAUCCUUCCCAUCACAGCAUGCUACUCUGGCAUCCUUUGCUGCUGUCUAUGUUUCGAUGUAUUUCAACAGCACUCUGACGGACUCAUCCAAGCUACUUAAGCCCCUGCUCGUCUUUUCUUUUAUUAUGAGUGCCAUCAUUUGUGGCUUGACCAGGAUUAUUCAAUACAAGAACCACGCAAUGGACGUCUACCUGGGCUUUCUACUUGGAGGUGCUGUUGCUGUCUAUCUGGGAUUGUAUGCAGUUGGAAAUUUUCAGUCUAGUGAGGAGACCAGCAGCAGUCCUCCUGCACUUGUGCACUGCCCACCUUGCUCCUUGCCACAUAUUAGCCAGGAAGCUGUCCUCAACCACCUGCAAAUGAAAGCUAGCAUAUCUGGGGAGCCUACCAUCCCCAUCUCCCAUUCUGAGGGUCUGCUUCACCGAGGUCUUCAGCAGCAGAGGCCCGAUGGAAGCCUGAAGCGCUCUAGUGCAGAUGUGGAAGUGAUAUCCCCACACAGCCCCCACAGCAAAGAUGCCAUGAUGACCUUCAGUCACACUCUCCCUCGGGUCCACACCCCACAGGCUAUGGCAGCAUAUGAAGAGGCAGCUAGGCGCCAUGCUGCCACCCUCCACCAUGCCUCCAUGGACUCUAGCCGCUCAAAGCAGCUUUUGUCUCAAUGGAAAAGUAAGAACAACACUCAUAAGUGUUCUCUUCAGGUCCCAGAUUCAUUCUCCUCGUCUGUAGACUCGUCAUCAGGGCAGCCCUCCCAGCACCCACACCAUCAUGGCAGCAUGGAACUCCGAUCAAGCUCUGAGCCAUCUGCUAUGGGUCUGAAUGGUGGUUUUGAUGCCCAUGCAUACAUGUCCAAACUGGCCACAGGUGCUAGUACCACUUUACCCACUAACUGUAGUGGUAUCACUGGAGGAGCUAGGAUAAACAUGCAGCCUCGACCUGGGUCUUCUCAACUGGUCCACAUACCAGAGGAAGGUCAUGAAAGUUAUGCCAUCUCUGAGAGGACAGUGGGAGGAGGAGGAGGAAAUGAGGGGAUGUCAACAACAAACAGCACUAUCCAGGCUACCUGGCAAAGAGCUGCAGAGAAGACUGCAACCUGCAGGACUAAUGAAAAUGGGCAGAAUCUCCAACCUCGAAUCAUGCAAGUGAUUGCUAUGUCUAAACAGCAAGGACUUCUACAGACCCAUUCCAAAAGCUUAGAUGAAAGCAGCAUGGCGUGCAACAACACUGGGAGUUUCCAAGGCACUGCUCACUACAGGGCACUUACUGAUCAAGACCCCACCAACACCACAGGACCCAGCUCACUGGGCAGCACAUCAGGCAGUAUUUCAGGGAGCACUGGUGCAAUUGUCAGAGUAGAAGCCCACCCCGAAAACAGCAGACCAGUGAUCCAAGCUCCAUCUACAGAUGGAAGUGGAACAUGGAGGUGGCGAUCCCUGGAUCACGGCACUGGAGCCGGUGGAGGUACAGAGAUGAGUGGUGUAGGGGGAGCAUCAAGUGGGUGUUUGAGGCAGUCUUUUGAGCUCAAUGAUCUGAACAGAGACUCAGAAAGUUCUGACUCAAUACGUGAAGGAUCUAUUGACAGAAAGCGUGCCAAUCACAUUGUUACUACCACCGCCACCAUUAGCACCCCACCCAUAAUUACAGUUCACACGCAGAAAACUGGGCAGUCAGAGCAGAGGGUUCAACCACAGGGCCUCUCUACUAUAAGGGUAACUCCAGGUGAUGGAAGCACUUCUGGGUCUGGAGGAGGUGGUGGCAGUGGCGAAGGUGGAGAGAGUGCUUCAGAAACCCCGUCAGUCACCUCAAGUCGAGAGUCCACACUACAAAGAAAAGUCAAUAACAUCAUCCUGAUUCCAGAGAGAGCCAACAGCCCAGAUAAUGCUCGGAAUAUUUUCUACAAGGGAACAUCCAUUACUCCUGUUUACAAGGACUAAAAUAAUAAAAACUGAGCACUGCUGAGAUGCAACGAUAUUUUUAAGGAAUCCUCAAAUUUACAACCUACCAAUGUCUAUAUGAAAAUAAAAUAAAAGAAAUGGUUUUAGUCAGCAUGAUUUUUGUAAGUGUUUACACUAAAGCACAACCUUUUAAGUGUUGUAGAAAUCACUGUGUACUUUUGUGGUCACUCCCUAUUGUAAUGUAGAUGCUCUGCCAGUGGAACCUUUUUUAUAGUGUUUUGGAUAAAAACAUCCACAAAAAAAGUAGCACAGAAACAAUGAAAGUGUAGCAGACUACUAAAAAUACUUGUAUCAUAGCCGUAAAACCAAUGUUUCGUUCUCUGAACUGUAAAUACUGUGUAUGGUGCUACACCCCCAAAAACGGUUCACGUACUACAUGACAUAAUGUAAAAUCCCAAUAGAUGCAAAAUGUAAUAUUUCAUGAAGCGUUAAAGAAUGACAUGUGAAAGAGAGAACUUUUAUAUUCUGUCUCUUUUCUGUACAAAUUCCACAUAUUCAACGAAACACUGUUUAAACCAUAAGUGUGCUUAGCAUUCCUUCUGUAGCUAUGACGUCAAAUAUGCUGUGACUUGCACUGAAAUAAGUGUUUACUGUACAACGUAUAUCGUUAACCCCAAUUUUGUCUUUAUAUCUUCUAUCUAUAUUUGGGCCUCCACGUGGGUCCCAGAUCUAAGCACAAAAAGGCAGCAAACUGGUGAAAUCUUCUUCUUUAUACUGAGAGGUAAUUAGUAAAUUUUUAAAAAGGCAAUGCAAUUAACCUCAAGUCUCCUUCCCUACAUGGCAGGUUGAUUUAAAUUGUCUUUGUAGCUUUUAGUGGAACACUUUAACUUUUUGUUCACAAUAAAGAAACAGAAUAUUCAGCGCCUAGAGUUUGGAUAUAAAAACCAUGUCUACAGUCCCUAAAUUGCUCACCCAUUUAAGCAGGUGGCCCACAUGUUAAAAGGCUACAGCACAGGCCUGGGUUUGAAUCUGCUCCAGGUUACUGCAUGUCGUGUCCCUUCUCUCGACCUGCUUUCCUGUCCACUUUCUCCAUAAUGUCCCAGCAAAACAAGGGGAAAAAAACCUAUGCAUUUUCAGGCACAGAUCUUUAGCAGUGUAAAAGCAUGUGUUGCACCAUAAUUUUAAUGUCAUGUACCCUUUGUUAAAAUUUGAAUUAUAACUUCUGAGGUUAUUUUGCAUUUAACACAUCUAAAAGUAAUUUUAAUUACAGUCUAGUUACCAGAUACACCUUAACAAUCCGGUCUUUAAGUGAUGACGUGAUAAAUCCUGCUUCCGGGCCCAAACUACUCUGAGUUUAUUAAGGCUGUUGUGUUUUUAACAUGUUUUAAUGCUUUGUAUCUUGUUCUAUUUAAUCUCAACAAGCCCUUAAAAACAGUCAGUGAUCACUGUCAGCCUCUCUCAAUUUUUAUUACCGCUAAUCCUUUUAAAGCUCAGUUUUUAAAACCUUACGAUGUAACUAAAGCCCAGCCCAUGCAGCAGUAUAUUAAUGACUAACCUCGUAUUGUGGAUGGAUUAUCUCAGUUGAUCUCCUGACUGAAGUUUGGUCCGUUUACAGCAUCCUGCCAUGCGAUUGCAUUUGUCCCUGACCAUCAGGAACCCUCACGCUAACUUUUUUCGAGUGGAAAAAAGUUAGCGUUCAUCCUCCAGCUUCACUGUGUUUAUGCUAUGCUAACAUAGCUGUGUCACUAGCGAUCAGGUAGCACAUCAUUAUAUACCAGCUAGCCCAACUUCAGUAACAAUGUUCCCUCUAAGCUGCGCACGUGCGCACAAAAAAAAAAUCUAACCAGAAUUGAAAUUAAAAUGAAUACUUUAACAAUUCUGUUUUGCAGUGUUAGUCAGUGAGUGACUGGCUGCUUAGAACGAUGCCACCUUAUCCCAUAGUCUAGCCAAUGAUGCGAUUCACAUUCGUAUAUACGCAGCUAAUCAACGUCGUUGACAGGCUAUGACAGCGUCCUUAUGUGCCGACACCGGUGUUUUAGCUAGCAAAGCGGCGUGGCUGAUGUGGAGUGAAGCCACGUUAAUGACAACGUGUACAACCAUUGGAGAUGUGAGCAGGACAGACGGAACAACUGACGGAAAAAGUGUGGACAUUAUACCAGUUUUUAAAUUGUGUUGAUAGGCCACGUAAAACCAGAGUUAUGAUAAAAAUAUCUGCAAUGUUUGGUUUUCUUCCUGAAUACUAUCGUUGUUUAUAUUUACUGCGGGAAGAAACGGUAAAAACGGCGUUUUAUAAGGAAAACGCUCGAAAGCACUCUCCGCCUGUGAGCAAAAACAAAACCAAACCCCCCCCCCCCCCAGCCUUUCCUAUUGGUCGAAAAAUGUACCAUGUCUACCAAUCAAAACAUGGCAUUUAGUUGUUAAGAAACGGGAGGAAGUUUUAGGAGUGACGGCGUGUUUUGAGAUGUGAGAGAUUUGCGACGUUUAGCACAAAUCUUGUGUAGUUAGUGUGUAGUGUAGUCAAUAGUUCUGUUGUGUGUGUCAGAACAAUGAGGCGACUGCUGAAUGUUACAGGUGUUACAGGAGUGAUACAUCUCCUGUUGUCAGGCCUGCAGGUAUCAGGCUGUUGUUCUCCUUUAUCUCAUAGUGGACACAAAUAAUUUGUGUGGCAUCAGAUUUGAUGCAGAACAGCUGAUUGUUCUGUAAAUAGUUUGAAAUGUUUAUUUAAAAAACGCCUUGGCUGCAUUUUUAGGUAAACAGCUGCAAAAAACUUUAUUUGCAUAACUCAGUUACUUUUUUUGAAGAAGUAACUGUAUAAUUAAUUGCCCAACAUUGGUCUUUAUAUACUGUAUUUUGCAGACAGAGAGUUAUAGGACUCUCUCCCAGACCACAGACUCAUACUCAUAAUACAAGUCAGAGCUUUAUAAAAAAAAAAAAAGAAAAAAAAGAAAGAAAGUUAUUUUUACUUCCAAUAGUGUUAACAUACUACACAGGUCAUGGACACGAUUUUUUUUUUACAUUUUCAUUGUAAGUGGGCUAAAGCAGUUAAUUAAAAGUAGUCUAACAUAAAUGCUGUAAUUUGAUUAUUUUAAUAAACCAUGUAACUUGGAUGGAUUCGAUGCUGGCGUGACCACAGUGCACACGUCUGCUGUUGCUCACAGUGGUUCAAGGGACCGCUCAGGAAGUUUGUGUGUUCGCUCAGACACAUAAAAAAUUAGAGGGAACAUUGUUCAGUAACCCUACAAAUGUCACUGCUGUUUAGUUUUCUGUCUUCAUUUAUGCUGGAAGUGAUAGCAGAGCUGUACGUCUUAAUUUGUUUUGGGAAUCCCUCAGUCAGAACAUGCUAUAUCAUGUUUAGGUGGAAGCUAGCGAGCUAACUUCCUGCUAACUUCUAACUCUGUUAAAUGUAAUAAAUUCUGUCUUCAUGGAUGCCUGGAUGUUAAACUUAAUUGUUACACCUGGUAGAGCAGCCACGCUGACCAUUUUAUUACAGAUGAAAGAAUUUAGACAGUUUUUACCUCUUAGUGAUGCUGCAGUGUUCGUUUGACUUUGGGACCUGAAGCAGAGUUUGGGCCCAGGCACGACUAAUGACGUCAGACUUAAAGACCGGAUUAUAUUGGACAAACAAAGAAACACACAAAGUAAAAGUUGUAUGUACUUUAUGUUAUGAAUGCUCGAUCCACAUAAGAGCAGAUAUAGAUGAAUAAAAUGGGUGACAAUCUGUGUUUUGCUAAAUGACAAUCACUUUUGAAGAUGUUUUUUUUUUCCUGGAACCAGACUAGUGAUUUUUUUUUUUUUGUAAAUAUUGGUGACCAACAUCUGGAGUAUUUACUAUGAAAGCAUGAAACAUUUCAAGUUAGUCACAUUAGAUAUACAACAGUAUAUACACAUACACACACACACACACAACAAAACUACAAAGAAAAUUGAAUAAAAACGUCAAAUUUAUAGAGCCCCCACAGGAUGUCAUUCAGGAUGUCAGGAUGGCAUUCACUUGUAGCAUUGCCCAACAGCCUCAGAUCACCGUCUUUUGUUUAUAUAUAUAUAAACCCUCAUUUACAGGUGCUAUGUGUAACAAAUUUCAAAGAAAAUUGUAAUACCUCAGUAUAAUUAUCACGAUGAAAUAAAAACCUAUGUGAUUUUACAUGACUAAGCGUGUAAAAUGUGUGGACCAAUCUUUCCACAAAUGCAGGAGCAGCAUCGUGUUUGCUGCAAAUUUAUUUUGUGCCAUUGAGUAAUUUAUUUCUAUCAAAACUAAUCCAGGUACUUUUCUUUAAUACUCUAUACUGUGUAGAAGCCAGUGUAUGCACAUUCUCUCAAUAUUUGUAUUUCAUGGUGAUUCUGAAAUCUCUCCCAUUAUCAUGGUUAUUGUGACUGUUGAUUAAAAACAAACAGAGAUCUGCUUAGAAGUUUCCACUGUGGUGGACAUUCCACCAUCUGCUUCAGGGACUACCACCAUGACAGGCACCAAUUAUCUUGAGGCCGCAGGUCCUUAAAGCUGCCUCAGCAAAUGAGAUUCAGAACAUGGUCUGUAUAAUCUCGGUGUUCCAGCUUCCCUUGGAAUACUGUUCUGUUCUGUGGGAGUUGAAGAUCUACCGGACUGGGGCCUUUGUUGGUCUUGACCUUGUUUCUUUUCCUGUCACAGCAGUCAACUGAAUCGCUCUUAGUCUGGCCCCUCACCCAGGACCCGGGAUUUUGUUCCCCUACCACAGGGAACAAAAUCCCAGCGACACUGGGAUCACUGUGACAUAUAAAUCCCUAUACCAUGGUAAGGUUGCUGUUCAUGGAGGGGCAUUUCUAUCUUUGCUAUCACUGUUUGUAUGUUACCAUUGUACAACCAUGGUACGUUCUGGACAGGUUACCAGUCUGUGAUGAGGCUGAAAGGUUUCAGUGAAAAGCAGAACUUCAGUGCUACUUUUUGCAAAUAUUUUUCCUAUUGUUUCUUAGCACCAAAUCCUGCAAAAAGACAAAACCCUCAACCUCACUGGUUCUCACCAGCCAUUGCCAUUCAGGCACAUCACAUAUGGUAAAUGGGCUGGUUUUAUAUAACGCUUUUCUACUCUAUCUGAGCACUCAAAGUGCUUUACACAAUUUGUUCAUUCACCCAAUCACACCCAUUCAUACAAGCACUUUUCUACGUUCUUAGUGCUGUCUAACUAACAUUCACACUCUGAUGGAUGUAUCGGAAAGCAACCUGGGGUUAGUAUCUUGCCCAAGGAUAUUUGGCAUGCAGACUGGAGCAGACUAGGAUCGAACCACCUAACCCUCCUAACGGUGACCUGCUCUACCACCUGAGCUACAGCCACCCCAUACGAACAUAUGAACACAUCUUCAGAACCCAUUGGCACCACAUAAAAAUGACAUUUAAAUCUUUUUCCAUAUUUACGGUAAAGUACACAAGACCACAAACCUUUCCUAAACCCAACUAUGUACAUUUUGCAAACCUACCAACAGAAAAGAUUAAGUUCCCAAAAUUGAACCACUGUCUGAAAAACCUGUGACUUCCUCCUGCUCAAGGAGUAUUUUGCCAGUUUGGAAAAAUGGACUGUCAUAAUAAUAAUAAUAAUACAUUUUAUUUAAAAGCACCUUUCAAGACACCCAAGGACACUUAAAAAAGAGGUAAAACACAUAGCAGAACAAUGACAAAAUGAAGAACAAUAAAAAACAAGGUAAAAUAAACAAUAAGUUCACAGUGAAUAUGCAGACUUGGACAGUAGGUUUGAGUUGAAACUGGGGGAGAGAACCAAUGUUUCUUAUAUCAGGGGGUAGAGAAUUCCACAGCCUGGGAGCAGAGCAGCUGAACGCUCUGCUUCCCAUCGUGCUGAGGUGGAAAGAAGGCACAGCAAUUUGUAAAGAAGAAGAUCGAAGUGAGCGAAGAGGUAGUGCUUAACAGGUCAGAAAGGUAAGGAGGAGCAAGGUUAUGAUGGGCCUUGAAGGUGAGCAGAAGUUUGAAUACUACUGUGAAGUUCCUGAAGGAAGGGGUUGAUGUGCUGGUAGGAGGGGUUCUGGUAAUAAAGCAGGCAGUGGAGUUUUGAACCAGUUGCAGCUUAUGGAGGGGUUUAUGGGGGAGACCAUGUAAGAGAAAAUUACAAUAGUCAAUGCGGGAGGUAACAAGACUUUGGACAAGAAUGGACGUAGACUGCGUGGAAAGAGAAGAAUGUAAUCGGUUAAUGUGGUGUAGAUGGAAGUAGGCAGAACGGGUGAGAUCAUUGAUGUGAGAUUUAUAGGAUAGUGAGCUAUCUAGGAUGACACCAAGGCUCUUAACCUGAGGUGAACGGGAAACAGUGGAGCUGUCAGUAGUGAGAGUGAAAUGAUUUGCCUUCAGUGGGUUGGAUUUGGUGCAGAUGAGAAGGAUUUCAGUUUUAUCCUCAUUGAGCUUAAGAAAAUUAGAGAAGGUGGGAGGGAGGAAUGAGGCCUGCAGGAGACAUAGAAGUGGGUGUCAUUGAGAAAACAGUGAAAGUAAAGAUUACAUUUAGGGAAAAUGGUACCAAGAGAAGAGAAUACACAUUCUGUUCAUAAUAUACGUGUUGAACCUUGGAGUGCACAAGAAGUGAGUGGGUCACUUAGUCAUUUUAAUGUGGGAGUCUGUGGGGAUUUUAAAUUAAAUUCUGAGUCAGCCGGGAUUAGCCUUAAGAAGAACAACAUUUUUUGGCACUCCCACAAUGAUUUCAUUUCUCACUUUCAGAGCUGGCACCUUCUGUGCAAUGCAUUACACCAAUGAAUUUUAUAUUAGCCUCUUAAAACCUUCAAAGGAAAACAUCAGAAUUGCCCCCCCUAUGACAUUUAUUAAACCAGCCUGUGUGAUGUCACCUGAACAUUGCCACGUUUACAAAAUUUUAUAUAAAAGAUGUGAUGGUGAAAAUUACACAUUAUAUUCUUUAGAGUAAAGCUUAGGUCAAAGCAAUCCUAUCCUCACUCUCUUAAAUAAAUUAAAAUAAAAGUUGGACAUAAAGAAAAAUGACAUGAAUAUUUACACAAAAUUUAGUUACUUUAUUUCCUGAUUUAGCUGUCCCAAAGGUCAAAUCCAAAGUAAAGUAAAUGUAACACACGGGUAGAAAUGUAAAUCCAGUGGGUAGAACUGUGAAUGAAUACUCUCUCCAUGUGUAGACUCUUGUGUUGUCCCUGGGUGAAUAAAUGUUUUCUGAUGUGAUCAGCUGUAUGAAUUCUACACAGAAAAAAUGCAUUUACAGUCAGCUGAGUUAUAAUAGUUCACUUGUUGUGAUAUUGUGCAGCUGUCAAAUACUACAAAGUUUUGAUUGCAUAAAUCAUUGGAUCUAGCAUCUAGCACACAAAAUCAACCACUGGAUUCUGUGUGUCCAGAGGACAAUGAUCAGGGUAGAAGACAAACUGUGCACUGUCUCAUCUAUUUGAAUAAAUGUUUGCUAA
Molecule: messenger RNA, 10115 nt
Organism: Pelmatolapia mariae (spotted tilapia)
Lineage: Eukaryota; Metazoa; Chordata; Actinopteri; Cichliformes; Cichlidae
Product: phospholipid phosphatase-related protein type 4-like
Exons: 7
Coding region: 258-2771 (837 amino acids)
Biological process (GO): signal transduction; axonogenesis; phospholipid dephosphorylation
Cellular component (GO): plasma membrane
Molecular function (GO): phosphatidate phosphatase activity
Source: RefSeq, a predicted model, not a curated record